This is a messenger RNA of Scatophagus argus, 4785 nucleotides long. RefSeq lists its product as uncharacterized. NCBI's taxonomy places the organism in Eukaryota, Metazoa, Chordata, Actinopteri, Scatophagidae. The transcript has 4 exons. The coding region runs from base 2027 to 2962 and encodes 311 amino acids. The record is from RefSeq and is a predicted model, not a curated record.
GCAAUAAUAUUACAGCACAAGUGACAGCAGUAGAAGAAGUAAAGGCCUAUGUAUAGGAGCAUUAUGUAUGGUGUAGGAUUAAUAAUAUAUCAUCAAUUAUAUUUGAUCUGUUUUCAUUUGUUGUAAUGUAACUAACUGUAGGAUUUAAAUAUGUACAUAGCACACCAAGUAUUUUAUAAUGAAGUUAUUAUAUGAUAAUUAUUGGCAAUUUAUAGCCAAAUAUUUAAAACCUAACUGACUGAGAAGAUGCUGUGCAGCUGUACUUUCUUUUGCCUGAGAUUUUACUUUUAACCUCUAGAGGGAGCUGAUGUCCACUGCAUCUGAUAAGUGAGUGCGCCAAAAACAUGCACAUGAGGAAGCACAACAAAAAACAUUCAUUAAAAAUGAAUAAUUAUUUAUUUCAAAUUAAUUUGAUCAACAAAAUUAUAACUUGCAACACUUACAUUAGGAACUCCAUAUUACAUGUUGAAAUGUUUGUAGAGGUGGAACCACAAACCACUAAAAUAUAAAAUACAAUCACAAGAUGGGGCAAUUUUCAGUGGUGUUUCAUAAAAAGCCAAAAAAUAUUAAGUGGUUAUGAGCAAUCAGUUAUGACUUUUAUAAUGGAAAAUGCAUGAACUUCUUGUUAUCAAAAUCUUAGAUGGACUCCUUAUUACUAAACAUAGUCAAAGAAAAGCUGCUGACGGCAAAGAAUACACAACAAACCAAAGGAAACCUUCAAUUCAAUGGAACAGUUACCAAUUUUAGUGCUUUAACCACACUGAUAUUUGCAUGAGGUCUAACAAAUGUAUGUUCGUGUAAUAAGGAAUUUACUGAGGACAAUAUACACCCUCUAUGACUGUAACAUCCACUCUGUAGGCAGAUAACUUAUUGAUCCCCAUCUUGCACUCUGCUGCUGCAGAGAGGCCAGCAGCCUCCAGGGAGAGUACUGUACAUCUGAGCUCUUUGCCCUUUUCUCUGUCCUCGCAUCCCUUCUCCUCUCAUCCCCUUCAUCACCUUCCUUCACUCUUCCUUCCUUCAAGUGGGGGAUUAAUCAUUCCAUUUCCCCACCUCAUUCAUUCACUCACCCCCACCCCCACCUCUCUUUUUUAUGCAUCUCUCUAUCUCCUCUCUCCAUCCAUAUGCUUAGCUUGUCUCUUUCGGUGCAAUACCGAAAUACUUUUUCGGUAUUUCCGUCGUGCAGUAAAAGCCAGACGAAUGAUUGGGGCUCACACUAUUCAAGGUAGGAAAAGAAAGAAAUGCUUGUAUCAUGGAUGCUGAAUGCAGAGACAUUAAGUGUGUUGCAACACAUUUUGCAGCACCAUGAUGCAGCAAUAUUUUGAGGCUGUGCAUAUCAGUUGUUAACCACGUUCCCUUCUUUAUUUUCACAGAGUUUAAAUACUUCAGGGGUGACGCUACAUUGGUGAUUUCAGUGGAUGGUUUGAAGUGGUUUUCCAAAAUGAGGUGCAGUGACAAAGGAGUUGAUAAAUGGCUAUAGGUUGUUGAGCAAGUAAUGGAUUUUUUGGGCUUUUUCACUGAAAACAGCUGCUUGAUGUUGCUGAAAAUGAUGUAUUUGAAGGGGUGAUCAUUAGGUUUGGCCAUCAUUUCAGGUAUGACAUCUCUGUACUCACGAAAGUAACUGCUGUAAUCUGUGAACACAUGUUCUUGGACAAAUAAGUGUCGAUACAAUCAGGUUUUAAACAAGCCAUCAUCUCUUUUUAGCAGUUAAACAAAAAAUUGGCACAGCGGAAAGGCCAGUAAUAAGCCCUCAUUGAGCUGAGAUCUUGUGUGUGCCCUGUCUGUGUUCCCAGGUCUCAGCAAUUAAUUUGGUAAGUACAUUAUUCUUGUGGGCUUUUUUCACAUCACAUAUCUUGAUGUCUGUUUUAAUCCAGUGUCCCAGUAAUUCAUGACAGCGAUGUUAAAAACAGUUUGAUUUCCAUUACAUGUGACGGUGAACAGAUGGUAAAAUACAACAAGGUCUCAGUGAGUCAUUGUGAAUCAUCCAUACAGGGAUGAAGAGCUGCAGUUACUGAUAUCCCCAGGUCAGAUGAUCCAGGCUGAUGAGGAGCUCCAGCCAGUGGCCUGCUUCUGUAUCCUUGAUGAAAGAGGAGGUGCAGCCCCUGACAUAUGGAGGAACAGACCAAGUUUGGUAACAUGGCCACCAUCCUUCUCUAUCCUGCCUCAACUAUGUCAUCCUCACAUGGAGCCCACACAUCAUUCAACGCUUGUCUCUUUACCUUCUUAUGUCUCAGAAUGCCUAAAGAAGGACCCGUGGACAAGGUUCAUUUUAAACAUGCAGGGCGUUCUCAGUUUCAACAGAAAGGAUUUAAAUACUGUGAUCCAGCAGGCAGCUGUUACAAAAAAUCCACAUAAUAGAUUUAUCAUUUUCUGCUAUGAGGACACACUGCUACAACUUUCUGGGGACACUGAAGAUCAUAGGAUGUCUAUAUGGGAUACUUGUUGGCAUAUCAGUAACUCAUCUGCUCACUGGCUCCAUGGUCCCAACACCAACACAACUAAAGGGAUUCAACAUGAACUGAAUGGCAGAGACAAUUUUAACACAUGCAGUCCAAAAAGUACUCUGAAAUCCUGUGAGAUCUACACUGCUCAGAGAGUUUUGUAUAGGAAAGAGGAUAAUGUGAAAAGGAAGAAGGGUGUGUCCUUUGAUGAUGAAGUCAUUAUCUACCUUUUUGAUCAGGAGAGUCCCACCAUGGAGCUGCACUCUGGGCCCUGCACAUCUCUGCAAAGCACCUAUUCCUGCAACCUGUCAGAGGUCACAUUAGAAGACAGUGGCUUGGAGUGGGAGGACGACUUCUCAGCUUUGGAGAAGAGCUGCCAUUUUCAGUGUGGCAGACAGUCAGUAUCUCAGCUCUACACCCCUUCCCUGCCAACACAGAGCUGCACUGCCCUGUCCAGGCGUUUGUUUCUGUCCCAAACCUGCCUGUUCCUCACCCAUGUCACUGAGUCAGACCUUGAGCUGUGAGAUAAAGGAUUAGUGGCACAUACAUGCACACAUAUUGAGUUGAACUAGCUGAUUUUUAUGUCACAGUGGUGGCAGCCAUUCUGUGACUUCGUCUGCCUUCAGCCAAAGGCCACCUCGCUGUCACCAUGGCCUGACGUGACAUCCACACUUGUUUUUCUUUCAGACAGCCAGCCUUGGCCUAAUGGAAAAACUGACUAAUCACCCAGAUCUUGUCCUCCUCACCUCCAACUCAUCUCCCCACGUCCCUCCUCUUUUAUGAUGAGUCAGGGAUUUUAAUAGCUUUUUUUUCCCCUUCUCUCUCCGCUGCAAAUGGAUUCAAAGCACCUGUUGCUCAUGACAUCACUGCCACGCAGGACAGUGUGACAGUGCAUUCAGCCUUCACAGUUGUUGGUAUGACAUGAUUGCUGGCUAUGAUGUGAUAAACAGCCAGUUGCAUAACAGUGCUGGUACCUUUCCAGCUGCAAAACUCUCUGGUACUGCCUUACAUGCCAGGCUGUGUCCUUGGACCUUCACUGUGAAACAGAAAUAUCGCAAUGUUGUCACUUCAGUUUAAUAAACUGUUAUGCAUGUCUGAAAUCCUGUUUUAUCUUUAAAUUACUGUCAAUUCCAGGUCAACACUAAAAUACAUUUUUGUUUAUACAGUUUGUGCUACUCAAACAGAGCAUUCUUGUAGAGGCCCUGUUUGCUUGCCUCAUUACUGAAGUGUAUCCAUCUUAGAAUUUAUCAGUGGCAGUGGCUGAAUAAACAAUGUAAGCCUUACGGCCAAUGGAGGCAGAAACUGAACAAACUAAAAAUAAUAGAUAAUUUCCACAGAGCCAGCAUCAGCGAGGUUUGGUUGAUUAGAUACAGUGUACCUGAGGAGGAAAGGAAAACUGGCAGGAUCAGUCUUAGUGUUCACAUGCACACACACACACACACACAAACACACACACAAGCUGUUCAAGGACGCCAAAAGCUAUAAGUGUUUGCCUCUGAUAGCUGGGAGCUUCACACCUGCACACUGUUGUUGUUAGAAGUUCAAGAUAUUCUCUCUUAACGUUGCUGAUAGUCAAAUUACAGGAUUUCAUUCAUAAGACACUCGUGGGACAUCUCAGUUAUAGAGAACUUUACUUUUGUUAGGAAGCACAGAAGGUCUGGACAAGACAGAAUUUAAAAAGCCUCAGGAGAAAGCGGUGUAUUUCUGAUUAGCACUAUAUAGAACACGCUGUGAAUCAGGAGCUCAGUGUAUUAAUUGUGUAUUCUGCGGGAUAUCUCACUGCCCUGACGCCACCCUCUCUACUCCACUAUCUAUCACAGCAGGAGAGGGAAAUAAUCCCAACUGCCAACAGAUGUGUUUGGGCCUCCAGGUCAAACAGACAAGGUGGGAUUCUGCAAGGUCACAUAGAAAUGGGGUCUGUUGGUAAUUAUUCAAAAAAGGUUCAUUGUGUUAUGCUCUGUUCUUGUUUAUUUAGCACAUUUCUUCAUGGUAGGCCGACUUUUACGACCUCUGUCACAGGUCCAUAUUACGCCGCACAGGGUAAACACCAGUGCAGUGCAGAAAGUUAAAAAGUUUGGUGAAAGGUAAAUAAUUUGACAAACGAGACCCCACCCUGUUUCUUUACAUUCAGGUGUAGCCUGGAGGACUGUAUGCAAAUGAAGCAGUGGAAGGUGAUAAGCCACAGUGGAAAUUAUGUUAACUGACUGGAGUUAAAGGAGUGGACAAGGAACCAAAAUUAACUGCUUCUGACUCUGUUAAGCCUAAAACAUCAGCUCCCCUCUGCUGCACUGAACGAAACUUUUACUGAGGAACUGUUAAGCUGUUGUGAAAAAAAAAGACCAAAUAU